AUGUUAGCACUUUCGUGUACAUUUAUCGGUCUAUGCCUAUUCAUUUUUGGCUCAUUCGGCAAUGGCCUCUGUAUAUUAGUAUUUCUUCGAAGAAACUUCCGCUAUCGUAUUAUUACACCAUUUUUCAUCGUUUUACUAAUAGCUGACUCGAUUUAUUUACUAUUUCGUUUGAUGAAAGUACCUUACUAUCUGAAUACAUUAUUUGAUUUGCCCCGCAACAGCACGAGUAAUUCCUGUUCGCAAACAUUCCUCGUUCGAAUAUUCGCCUAUGCGACUCAAUACUGGCCCCAGGCAUUUGUACCGUUCAUUCAACCUGAAAUCUAUUUACGGUUUUCAUUAAUCUUGAUGUCAAUUAUGUCUGUUCAACGAACGGUAUUCAUCAAACGCUCGUUGAAACUUCAAAUCUUACCGACAACAUACACCGAUAAAUACAAAUACAAAGGAACAUUCCUCAUCAUUUUUCUCACAUUUUUUCUUGCUUACGCUUUUCAAUUCGGCGGAUUAACUCUAUUCUGUUCGAAAUCCGUCAGCCGAGAUCGAAGCUACGACUGGUUUGUUUACAUGAAUCGACGAAUGAACAAUGUUACACACAUGCUACUGAAUACAAUACCCAAGCAUUCGAAUGAUUAUCAAUGCGUAUCGUAUGCCGUGGAAAGAUUACAAAAAAGUCAAAUAUUAUUUACAGAAGCCAAUCGAACCUGUGCGAAAGGAGAUUUAAUGAACAUUCUGUCAUUUUAUUUUGACCAACACGAUAGAUCAGUUGUGAAAUUAAUACAAAGAAUUAUAUUUUCCAAAACAGGACACAACAUUUCACGGAAUGAUGUCUACCGAAAAUACCACUUUCAUGAAUGUCUUUUUCCACAAGAACCGAACUUCUUCGACCGGGCGUUCAAUUUCAUCUAUAGUCGAACAUUUGAUUUCAAUCGGUAUACACUCAUCUUAGUCUUCGGAAGUAUAGUUCCAUCAUUAAUAACAAUCAUGAGCAAUAUGAUAUCAGUCUAUCGUGUUCAGGAAUUGAACCGUUUGACAGCAGGUUUAAUUAUCCAAUGUCGACGUCGAACAGAUGACACAAGACGAAUAUUAAUUGUGAUUACGGUCGAAUGUUUAUUUGCAAUUAUUAAUUCCUGGUUUGGUCAAAUCAUUCUCUCAUUUAUUUAUUGUAAAAAGAAAUUUCUAGCCGGUGAUGAUUGUCCAGGAUUUCUAAGUGAAACCUACGGUCUAUUAAUUACUUUCGAUCUACUUAAUUCUUCAUCCAAUAUUAUCUUGCACUGCUUAUGCGGACGACGUUUCCGUGACGAGCUCCGUCGAAUGAUUCUCUCAUGGUUAGCGUUCUUUCGAUGUUUAUUCCAACAUCUCUGGUGUUGCUAUUUCCAUAUUUCUUGUACAAAAGUACCCGACGAACAAUACGUUGCUUACAAAGUAAACACCACUCGAGGAGAAAGCUCGAACAGUUCAAGUCAUAAUCAAAUAUUUGUUAAUAUUCAACCGGCGUCAACCAAUCCAUGUAAUACAUGUUGUGACUGUCGAUGGUACUGCCACCGGAAACCUUUGACAACAUCUCAGCAUUUAUCGCCGAAUGAUCAAACAAAUAAUGAAACACGAUACACACCGGUUACACAACAAACAUAUACGGCUAGACAAACACAGCCGAGUUCAUUACGACUUUACUAUGCGUCAAAAUAG
Messenger RNA from Adineta ricciae, 1683 nucleotides. The record is from the annotation of a GenBank genome assembly. Lineage: Eukaryota; Metazoa; Rotifera; Eurotatoria; Adinetida; Adinetidae.